CGCCGAUGUAUAAAAACGCCAUCAGAACACACAAGGUCACUGAUACUCGGUGAGACAGGUUGUGGAGAAAAGAUGAAUGCUGUCCAGGUGAUUUCCAUCGCUCUGCUGUCCGUCCUGGCAGCCAAUGCUCAGGUCAUCAUGCCCGGAAGAUGCCCCAAGCCUGCUGUUCAGGAGAACUUUGAUGCUGCCAGGUAUCUUGGCACAUGGUACGACAUCCAGAGACUGCCACACACUUUCCAGAAGGGCGAGUGCUGCACUGCCACCUAUAGCCUGAAAAGCCCUGGAGUCGUGGGCGUCCUCAACAGGGAGCUGCUUGCUGACGGGACCGUUAGCUCCAUCAGUGGCUCUGCCACAGCGAAGGACCCGUCUGAGCCUGCCAAGCUGGCCGUCAGCUUCUUUGAGAACGCCCCCCCUGCUCCUUACUGGGUUCUGUCCACUGACUACGACAGCUACGCUCUGGUCUACAGCUGCACCGACUUUGGUAUUUUCCACGCUGAUUUCGCCUGGAUCAUGAGCAGAAACCCCGCGCUGGCCGACGACACCAUGGAGGAGCUGCACAGCACCCUGUCCUCCAUUGGAGUCAGUGUGGACAAGCUGAUCACCACCAACCAGGAUGCCGCUUACUGCAGUGCCAUGGACCAGUGAACGGAAACAGAGUGAUGAUAAUGAUUUUUACCUGCACGCAAUAAACUCACUGAAACACAA
Messenger RNA from Solea senegalensis (Senegalese sole), 705 nucleotides. Its product is annotated as apolipoprotein D-like. The transcript has 5 exons. Gene Ontology annotation, molecular function: lipid binding. Bases 73 to 645 code for a protein of 190 amino acids. The record is from RefSeq and is a predicted model, not a curated record. Gene Ontology annotation, biological process: tissue regeneration; lipid transport; brain development. Lineage: Eukaryota; Metazoa; Chordata; Actinopteri; Pleuronectiformes; Soleidae.